AUGUCGGGGACUGAUGGUCCAGCGCAAGCGGGAGAUCCUUUGAGCGGAGCCCCGAGCACCUUGACGAAGAAGGUCAUACUGGACAAUGGAGGAAACCUCACAUACGAGACAGCCAGGAAGAGCAUGAGACUUCUUGGCUCAAAGUUUUUCCAGGACUUGCAGCAAUCGGGAAAGACAUUGAUGCCAAAAAAGACGUAUGAUGCCUACCAUGCAGAUGACAACGAUGAGUCCGUGAUGGUCACCUACCAGGAACAAGAGGGUGAAGGUGAUGAAGAAGCCAUCUUUCAAAUGUUGGCGGACAGCGGCGAUGAGGAUGCCAUCUAUGUCAAUGACUUCGAGGACCAGAUCGUGGAAGCCAUCCAGGAUCAUGCGGAACUGGCCCAAUGCUUCGUGAGCUACCAAGAGGCUCGCGCCAGAGUUCGUGAACGUGCCAGGUCCAGCUUUUUGGAUGAAGAUGACAAGGUGAUGGAGGUUGUGGACGAGAUACCGCCUGAGGCAAAGGACUGGGAAGAGGACACAACAAUCAUGCCGACAGAACAGAUAGACACCAGCUAUCUCGAUCAGAAGCUCCAAUCGGAGAUCAAUCCCGAACUGACCAUGGCCAAGAAUCCACAGACAAGCAGUGCGGAAGUGCUCCAGCAUCCACCGGAAGUGGGCACUCUCCGCGAGUGGGGUCAAUAUGUGUUGCCGGAAGGGAAGCACAGAGGAAAGACCUUCAGCGAGGCCUUCAAGGAUCAGAACUAUGUGUUUCAACUACGAAACCGCAAGGCAGUUUCACAGUGGGUCAAAAGUUUCCAGAUGUACAGUCGGGCUCGAGUUCAAGCCGAUUACAUCCAGUCGCAGAAGCUACAGGAACAGGGAAUUCCAGUCACUGUGGAGAUGCUCAAUCAAAACGAUGUGAAACUAUGUCCAACUCAGAUCAAAAACGAUCAGAGUCCAGCAAGAUCGGAUGCCGAGUCCCAAGCAUGGGUCAAGAUCAAGGAGGUAAAACCUUCCAAGAUCGAGACCGGAAAGAAGAGGACCACGUGCGCAUCGGGGAGCGAAGCUCCCAAUCUUCCAAUGUCAACCGAACCGAAUGCAGAGAAAGUUCAGCAGCUGAAAGUCAAUAUCGCCUUGCUCCAGCGGGAACUGGCACGCGAGACACAAGGGCUCGGCGAUGGAGAAAAGUUGAUUCAUCAGGAAAUGGCUCUCAAAAUCGCUGAGGUGGAGGUGUUUUCAGCAAAAAAUGCUUUGGGACAAGUCCGUGGUUUCAGCCCUGAGCAAGCCGUUCUGGGAAAGGCAAAAGCACUCCCCGGAUCUCUUAUGGCAGACAGCCAAGCUGCAGCACAUUCAUUGCUUGAUUCCGAGACACCGGAUGGCAUACAGUUCCGAGAAGACAUGGCCAGGACCAUCCAACGCGGACCGGAAGGCACAAUUGAGGUUCCACAGAUCAACUCUCAGUGUCGAAAUUUUGUUGAUUUGAGUGCCGGAAGUCCAGCGCAGGAUCAAACAGAACAGACUGCACCGCAAGUAGCUGUUCCAGAAGUACCCAUGAGCACCACCAACAGUCAACCGGACGGUGAGAUGUUUCCGCCUGAUUUGGUUUCAAAUGGGUAUACUCCUACAAGCCCUGAUGGAUCUGUUCAAGGGGAUGGGGUGGUUGAGAAUCCCAUGGUUGAUGGUGAAGACAAGGAAGCCCAUGAAAUUCCUGUUCCGGAUGAUAGUGAAGACUCAUGGUUUGGGGAUGAUGUUACUGUUGUUAGUGUUGACGAAGGGUUUUGGGAGAUCGGUUUUGGUGAUGGCCCCGAACUUGGUUUGGAUGCUGGUUGUGAUGUUUCCGUUUGUGAGAACCCCGAACUAGGAGAAUGGUUGCUCAUGGCCACUGCAAUAGGCCUACAGAAGGAUGAGCAGUGCGGCCUGUUGGGCGGGGCGUAUGUCAGGGCAGAUGCCCCUCUUUUGUGGUACCGAACUCUCAAGCAAACGCUGGAGAGUCUGGGUUUUGUAGUGUCCCCAUUUGAUGGAUGCGUCUUUUCAUUGGUCACAAAAGACCACCAUGGGAAACCCAAAGUCCGAGGAUGCUUGGGCUUACAUGUCGACGACGGAAUUGGGGGUGGAGAUGAAUAUUUUAGGGAAGUCAUUGGUCGGCUCCGUAGGAAGUACGAGUUUGGGGCUUACAAUGAGGGGGAGUUUGAGUUUUGUGGUGUUAGGUAUUUUCAGUGGGAUGAUGGGUCCAUUGAGAUGACACAAGAUUCUUAUAUUCAACGUAUCCACCCCAUAGAAAUUCCCCGAAGUCGGAGACAGAAUCCCCAAAGUCCGUUGAGUUCAGUAGAAGUGCAGCAACUACGACAAAUUUGCGGGAGCCUCCAGUACGCAAGCGUACACACCAGGCCUGACGUAGCAGCAAAGGUAGGCGAGCUUCAGACUGCUGUUACCAAAGGCAAGAUCGAACACUUGAUCACUGCAAAUAGAGUGUUGUAUGAGGCCAAGUCUCAUCCUGUAAGCUUGAUGAUCGUGCCGAUCAAGGAACAGCAGGUAACGUUCUGCACGUUCUCGGAUGCUUCCUUUGAGACUGGAAAGGGACAAUCAACUCGACAGGGAACUAUAAUCUUUUCCACAGAUGGCAGGUUGGAGGAGAAUGUGAAAACUGUUGUUUGUCCUAUUGCUUGGUCUUCAAAAAAGAUCCCUCGAGUCGUGCGAAGCACGUUGAGCGCCGAAGCAGUUGCUCUUGGAUCUACUCUGGACAGGCUGAGCUGGAUUCGUGUGUUUUGGGAAUGGAUGAAAAAUCCAGCCAUAGACUGGUCUGAACCGAGUGCAGUUCUUCGUUUGGCCCCUAGGUCUGUUGUUGCAACUGACUGCAAAUCCGUUUAUGACCUCUCUACAAAGACAUCCACGCCAGCAUGUGCCGAAACGGGUGGGAGGGCGGACUUCAUUGGUGGACAGCGAAACUGGGUGUCGCAGGUUGCAGUGGUUAUCUCCGUUGAUCUUGAGUUGAUCCGGCAAUACCUCAAGGAGGCGGAGGAGUUGGGCGUUGAAGACGAGGUGGAAUCCUUCGAGGUGCGCUUGAGCAAACACUUCGAGUCGGCCAUCGAACGGAUGAACCGAGAGCUUCCUCCAGAACACAGGAUACUGUACAGACCCUUUGACAUGAAGAACCACGCAAAGUCCAACUCCGCAAUCGACGAGGUCUUUUCGCGUCUCGCAGAGUCUGUGGUGUCACGAGUGGGAUUCUUCCACACAAAGAUGGGCCUUCAAGGCACGCCAGAGAAGCUGCAAACUGGGGUUGUCCGCACAAACUGUGUAGACUGCCUAGAUCGCACCAAUGUGCUCCAGUUUUUUGUCGGCCUCGAAGUCUUGAAGCAGCAGCUCACAGCAAUGAGCUGGCUUCCAGAGCCGAAGAUGGACUUCGAAUGCCAGGCUGUGCUGGUUCUCAGCGAACUUUAUGACGUCAUGGGAGAUCAUCUCGCCCUGCAGUAUGCUGGGUCGGUGGCGCACAAGAAAUACCAGCUCUUGGGUAGCAGUCGACCACGAAUGAUACCAACCUCGCAAGAGCUCCUGACCUCCAUCCACAGACACUACAACAACUCCUUUACAGACCGCGAGAAACAGGCUUGCUUGAACCUUUUUCUUGGCCUCUACCAACCAGCCAAGCAUCCACAAAUGGAGAAACUGGACUGUGACAAUUGGCUUCACCACAAAAUCUUGAAAGAUGACUACACCCCAGGAGAGUGGUGGGUUGAACCGCUGCAGAACUACAAGAACAACAUGGCGCCACUCAUGUGCAAGGGCGGCGAAUACCAAGUGGACCUUGCUCCUGAUUUGCAAAAAUGGUUCCGGCAGGUUCACAAGGUGCACAAAUACACCUACUUUGAGAAGCUGCUAGCAAACGUGGAGGCAACGUUCACCUUCGUCCAGGUCAACACAGGAGUAAGACCGCUAAGGGUCACAGGUGUGUACAAGAAUCGCACAAAGCCAGAGACAAAGUCGAAAGAAAAAUCCAUCGAAGAGGAACGUGGCCCGCCACCUUUAUCACCCAAGGUCAAGGAGGCAUACCGAGCGUACGCAGAUUCACAUCAAGUGAUCCGUGGCACUCAGUUCGACGAGUCCGUGCUUCGGCCAAUCUUCCAGCCCGUUCGCAUUGAGUCUGAGGAGGGGUACCGACUGCCAGAAAGUAUGAAGAAGCGCCAGGUCAAAAGAUCCCGGAGUCCCGGGAGUCCCCUACAUCAACGCCAAACGGCAGUUGCCAGAGCACUCUUCAAAGACAUGAGAUCCUUGCUGGACAAGUAUUAUGAGAAGCACAAGAGCACUUGUAAGAGCAGGCAAGACACACAGGAGCAGAAACUUUCGGCGAAGCUCAGGAGGAUGCGAGAGAAGACCAUGAAUGCUCAAAGGAUGAGCCUAGACUCCAAGGAUCCCUCGGCUCCAAGCAUGCAUUCCGUCAAUGUACAAGAGUCAAGUCAAGCACAGGGAGGUGCUCCCGUUGCACAUCCUGUAAGCCCUGUGCCCAAGUCACAAUUUGUCCCGCCAAAAAGGUCUCAAAGUCGGACGAUGCCGGGCCACCAAAACGCACCGCUGACUUCACUGCAAUCCGGGAAGCAAAGCCUGAGCCUUUGCAGAUAUUGUGACUCGUUCUUCCAAGCCGAGGCGCAACCACAAAUCUCAGCGGAUCCUAUCAAGGCAAAAUAUGGUCCAAAGAUGGCCAGGAUUUGUCCACGGCACCAUCACCGUGCAGAGAAGCUGAUUGAGUUUUUGAAGCACAGCCCAUCCUCGGUGCGAGCUGAUGAGAGCCGCACAAGAAAGGAUCGACCAGAUAUUCCGGAUUCUUCACAAGGCAUUGCCAUCAACGUCUCAGGGGCAAGAUUGGACAGGCCUUGGGACUGGUUGAAAACCCCCAAAAGAGAGGUGCGGCAACCGUCAAGGGCGGGAGCAAAAGCGAGCUCCAGGGCAGGGUCGAAGAACAGACAAGAGCUGCAGAACAGGAGUGUCGCCACACCUUCUGGCCCAGCACAGAGCACCGAGAAGGAAAGCACCAGGCAGAGCGCUUCUGCCGCUGGCGUUAAUUUGGACUUGCUGUGGAUUUACAUUUUCCCUCACGAACCUCCUGACAAAGCCAACGCUGAUGAUUUGGGCCUUCCGAGGUGGUACAUGGAUUUGACCGCUGCAACCCCGGUUGUCGCUCAGGAGUCUCCGCAGCCUGUUAUUCAAACUCGCAGCCUCACUCGCGCAGAGGAAGUUUCCCGCCAGGGGCGGAAAACACGCCGAAACAGUUUCACAAAUCUCAAUGCUCAUGUGAGGACGCCAAGCGCUGAUUUGCUUGGAUCCUCACCAAGAGCAGAAGGCCCUGGAAAUGUGGGUCGAAGCAUCUUUGGCGGCAACAUGCAGCAGGUGCUUGAUGAACUGGCACACAUUGAGGGCCAAAAGUUGCGCGAGAGCAGCCUGCCAAAGUACGCAGAACAAGACUAUUGGGAAAGGCGCUACCAAGCAGAUGUGAAUCGACCAGAGGGCUCCACGGAGUGGUACAUGAGCUGGGAUGUGUUGAAGCCACACCUCUUCGAUGGAGGCCUCCUCGGAGCCUUCGCUUUGCGACCGCCCGGGCAGGUCCUGGAGCUGGGCUGUGGUCACUCCUCGUUGGUGCCCGGCCUCGCUGAGGCAGGCUUUUCAGCCAUUGCUGCUGAUUUUUCACCGACAGCGAUAAGGAUGGCCGCAGACCCAUCCUUGAUUGGUCCAAUGGAAUUUGCGGCAUUGGAUGUCAGGACUAUUCCCUUCCGAAGCGGGAUUUUCGACGCAGUCAUCGAUAAAGGUUGCUUUGAUGCACUCAAACCGGAGGACUCGAGCAAGAUGCUUCUGGAGGCAUGUCGACUGCUCGCUCCAGGCGGCCUUUUCCUGUGUGUAUCCAACAACGAAGCGCUAGUCAGAAGCCGAGCACGCAAACUUCCAGGCUGGCGUCAGGCUGCAGGGACGCCUGUGCCCAUUCCAGACCUUGACGACGAGGUUCAAGUGCCUGGAUUCGAGACAAGCCGCUGCCAAUGUUCUGAUGCAGGUGCGACAAGCCUAGAUCCAGCUGAGAAACUGAAGGAACUGGAUCUGAAACUGAACCUUCGCCCACAGCCGAAGCAGCUGGGUCCUCCAAUCCGGCAGCAACAUUUUCGAUGCUUCGCUUGGCCGAUCGUCAUGAUCAACGGGCAUGAGGAUUCCGAAGCUAUGCGAUGUGAUGGCAAAUUCUUUGACGCUUAUCGCAUCUUAUCGCAGUACGUUUCACUCUGCCAGAAACACUUGGGAACUGCCGCGCAUUCCAGCUACUUCGAGGCGAUGUCUGCUCUGGUGCAGGAGAAGUUGCGGCAGAGAUGGUAG
Cladocopium goreaui is the source of this 6327-nucleotide messenger RNA. The record is from the annotation of a GenBank genome assembly. Lineage: Eukaryota; Dinophyceae; Suessiales; Symbiodiniaceae.